AUGGGAUCCAGGAGGCGGGGGACCCAGCACAGGCGAGAGGCACAGGGAUUUCGCCAGAUGGUGUUAAAAAGAAGCCCCAGGACAACAGAAUCUGAUGAUGUCCGCGGGGACCCUGCACUCAGCCAUCAAAGCGCUCCUGCCCCUCAGGAUGCUCGCAAUUCAGUCGUAGGUGCAGGUGGCGUGGAGAGCAUCACCCAGUGUUCCCAGAAGCUUCCUCAGAUGAUGGCUGCAGCGGCCGAUGGUUUGGGGAGCAUCGCAAUAGACGCGACCCAGCUGAACAUGUCCGUGACGGACCCCACCGCCUGGGCCACCGCCAUGAAUAACUUGGGCAUGGUUCCCGUGGGGUUGCCUGGACAGCAGCUCGUGUCAGACUCGAUCUGUGUACCAGGCUUUGAUCCAGGCCUCAACAUGAUGACUGGGAUCACCCCUAUUAAUCCGAUGAUACCAGGCCUGGGGCUGGUACCACCCCCACCGCCAACAGAAGUGGCUGUCGUCAAAGAAAUAAUCCACUGCAAAAGUUGUACUCUUUUCCCUCAAAAUCCAAAUCUUCCACCCCCCUCCACAAGAGAACGACCUCCCGGGUGUAAGACUGUCUUUGUCGGAGGAUUACCGGAAAACGCCACCGAGGAGAUCAUCCAGGAAGUCUUUGAGCAGUGCGGUGACAUCACAGCAAUUCGGAAAAGCAAGAAGAAUUUCUGUCACAUCCGCUUCGCCGAGGAGUUCAUGGUUGAUAAAGCCAUUUACCUUUCUGGUUACCGGAUGCGCUUAGGGUCCAGCACGGACAAAAAGGAUUCGGGCCGCCUGCACGUGGACUUUGCCCAGGCGCGGGACGACUUUUAUGAGUGGGAGUGCAAGCAGCGGAUGCGCGCCCGCGAGGAGCGGCACCGGCGCAAGCUGGAGGAGGACCGCCUGCGGCCGCCCUCGCCACCGCCCAUCAUGCACUACUCGGAGCACGAGGCCGCCCUGCUGGCCGAGAAACUCAAAGACGAUAGCAAAUUUUCAGAGGCCAUCACGGUGCUGCUGUCCUGGAUCGAGCGAGGGGAGGUGAACCGGCGGUCCGCAAACCACUUCUACUCCAUGGUGCAGUCGGCCAACAGCCACGUGCGCCGGCUGAUGAACGAGAAGGCCACCCAUGAGCAGGAGAUGGAGGAGGCCAAGGAGAAUUUCAAAAAUGCCUUAACUGGCAUCCUCACUCAAUUUGAGCAGAUUGUGGCCGUUUUCAACGCUUCUACCAGACAAAAAGCUUGGGACCAUUUCUCGAAAGCUCAGCGCAAGAACAUAGACAUUUGGCGAAAGCACUCUGAGGAACUUCGGAAUGCUCAGAGUGAGCAGCUUAUGGGCAUCCGUCGUGAAGAAGAGAUGGAAAUGUCAGACGAUGAGAACUGUGACAGCCCCACUAAAAAAAUGAGAGUCGAUGAAUCAGCCCUGGCCGCCCAGGCCUAUGCACUUAAAGAAGAGAAUGACAGCCUCCGAUGGCAGCUGGACGCCUACAGGAACGAGGUGGAGCUGCUGAAGCAGGAGAAGGAGCAGCUGUUUCGGACGGAGGAAAACCUGACCAAGGACCAGCAGGUGCAGUUCCUGCAGCAGACCAUGCAAGGCAUGCAGCAGCAAUUGCUGACCAUCCAGGAGGAGUUGAACAACAAAAAGUCAGAACUGGAGCAAGCAAAGGAAGAGCAGUCACACACGCAAGCAUUACUCAAAGUCCUCCAGGAACAAUUGAAGGGUACCAAGGAGUUGGUCGAGACCAAUGGCCACAGCCACGAGGACACAAAUGAAAUCAAUGUAUUGACAGUCGCGUUGGUCAACCAAGACCGAGAGAACAACACUGAGAAAAGGAGCCAAGGCUUAAAAUCAGAGAAGGAAGCUCUGCUGAUUGGCAUCAUAUCCACGUUUCUUCACGUCCAUCCUUUCGGAGCCAACAUAGAGUAUCUCUGGUCAUACAUGCAGCAGCUGGAUUCCAAGAUAUCUGCAAACGAAAUCGAAAUGCUUUUGAUGAGGUUGCCACGCAUGUUUAAACAGGAAUUCACAGGCGUGGGAGCAACGCUGGAAAAAAGGUGGAAGUUGUGUGCCUUUGAAGGAAUUAAAACUACCUAACUGUGAAAAGCGAUGAAAUCUCUGGACGAAACUGCCUGAACCCGGUCAGGGCUGUGCCACGUGAGCCCAGGAGGUUUGGGGCAGGUCCAACGCGGGACCUUUAUGGAGCCGUCAGAGCCUGACUGUAGUUACAUCUGUGGCGUUCUCUUGUGAGUGGAAAUGUAAUUGUGUACCAGUUCCCUAAAACAAAGCUUCAUACUGUGACAGAUCUGUUUGCUAUGAAAACCAAUGAUUCCACAGUCAUAGUGAUGGCAGAACCCUAAAAUAUGCUACA
Messenger RNA from Budorcas taxicolor (takin), 2368 nucleotides. RefSeq names its product ecto-NOX disulfide-thiol exchanger 1 (gene ENOX1). The transcript has 15 exons. Lineage: Eukaryota; Metazoa; Chordata; Mammalia; Artiodactyla; Bovidae. Gene Ontology annotation, cellular component: plasma membrane; external side of plasma membrane. Bases 1 to 2094 code for a protein of 697 amino acids. Gene Ontology annotation, biological process: ultradian rhythm. Gene Ontology annotation, molecular function: protein-disulfide reductase activity; RNA binding. The record is from RefSeq and is a predicted model, not a curated record.